This is a messenger RNA of Acanthopagrus latus (yellowfin seabream), 2599 nucleotides long. RefSeq names its product pyruvate dehydrogenase kinase 2a (gene pdk2a). Lineage: Eukaryota; Metazoa; Chordata; Actinopteri; Spariformes; Sparidae. The transcript has 11 exons. Gene Ontology annotation, molecular function: pyruvate dehydrogenase (acetyl-transferring) kinase activity. Gene Ontology annotation, cellular component: mitochondrion. The record is from RefSeq and is a predicted model, not a curated record. Bases 92 to 1321 code for a protein of 409 amino acids. Gene Ontology annotation, biological process: protein phosphorylation; regulation of glucose metabolic process.
CAUGAUAGCAGGUUCGGACAGAUAGAAGCGGAGCAGCAUCGUAGCAUCGGACGUUGAGCUCCAACACAAGAGCCCGACAGCCUCAGCAAUAAUGAAGUUCGUGAGGUUUAUUAUGAAAAACGCCGCCUUGGCCAGUGUGCCAAAACACAUCGAACAUUUUUCCAAAUUCUCUCCUUCACCGCUCUCCAUGAAGCAAUUUCUGGAUUUCGGUUCAAUCAACGCCUGUGAGAAGACGUCCUUUGUCUUUCUGAGGCAGGAGCUGCCUGUAAGACUUUCAAACAUUAUGAAAGAAAUUAACCUGUUGCCGGAUAGACUGCUCACGACCCCGUCUGUGCAGAUGGUGCAGAGCUGGUACAUCCAGAGUUUAAUGGAGAUCCUUGACUUCCUAGACAAGAACCCCGACGAUUACAAAGUCCUGGGAGAGUUUGUUGACGCCCUGGUCACAAUCAGAAACAGGCACAACGAUGUCGUGCCGACUAUGGCCCAGGGUAUCAUAGAAUACAAAGAGGCUUUCCCCCAGGACCCGGUAACCAACCAGAAUAUCCAGUACUUUUUGGACCGCUUCUACUUGAGCCGCAUCUCUAUCCGUAUGCUCAUCAACCAGCACACUCUUAUUUUUGAUGGUUCUGCCAACCCUGUUCACCCGAACACCAUCGGGAGCAUUGACCCUCACUGUCAAGUCGGAGAUGUCGUCCAAGAUGCCUUCCACAGCGCCAAGAUGCUGUGCGACCAGUACUAUCUCCGCUCCCCUGAUCUGAUACUGCAGGAGAUGAGCAAUAAGAAGAAGAACCUUCCAGUGAGCAUCGUAUACGUGCCCUCUCACCUCUAUCACAUGCUGUUUGAGCUCUUUAAGAACGCUAUGAGAGCAACUAUCGAGACCCAUGAGAACAGCAACAACCUUCCACCCAUUCAAGUCAUGGUUUCUCUCGGAGGCGAGGACAUGUCAAUCAAGGUGAGUGACAAGGGCGGCGGCGUUCCCUUUCGGAGGAUCGAGAACCUUUUCAGCUACAUGUACUCCACCGCACCUGCUCCACAGAUCGGAGAGCACACACGGCCUCCACUGGCUGGCUUCGGCUACGGUCUGCCCAUCUCUCGUCUCUACGCCAAGUACUUCCAGGGGGACCUGCAGCUCUACUCCAUGGAGGGCCACGGCACAGACGCCGUCAUCUACUUGAAGGCGCUGUCCACAGACUCCAUCGAGAGGCUGCCGGUGUACAACACGACCGCCCUGAAGAACUACAAAGUGAGCCAAGAGGCCGACGACUGGUGCAUACCCAGCAAAGAGCCCCUAGAUCUGAGCAACUAUAAGGUGGCCAAGUGAAAAUGUCCUCCAGGCCUGGCGCUGAAGUGCCCCACAUACCACGACGCCUUCAGCAUUUCUGUCUCCCAUAUUCCCAUGUUGUCAUCUGUCAAGGCAGAUGUGGGCGCCGAACCUUUUCUCUUUCUGGGAGGGUCAUCUCCAGACUGAAGCAGACAAAAGUGUCCUCUCAUAUUUCAGCCUGGCGUUAGCAGUAGUGUGUUCAUGUUGUUUUCAGUACCCUGUUGUCUUUCUUCAUAAGAAAAAUAGAAAACUAACAGAGACUACUUGUCGGACAGACAUUUCCAGUGUUGUAUCAAGAGGGAGUGUAAGUGCAGGAAGUAACAGAGGCCGCACUAAGCAUGUUAAGGGUGUUGUGUUGUGACUAAAACAAAAAAGUGGGAACAUGAGUGGAAAGAAACCGAUUUGGGUCGAAAUAUUUAAGUUUAAGAUGCUAGACAUGUAACAGCAGAUGUGUGAGGAGCGACAUAAUUCAGUUGGAAACAGGAGGAGCCUGUUGUUGAACAACUGAAAGAGGACCAGAUCCUUUAUUUUCUGUAGAAAAUGUCACCCAAGCCUUACCGUAGCAACUUCACCCAAAGGCUCAUGUCAUUGAAAAAUACUUGAACUAUUUAAAAAAAAAAAUCAAGUUGCACCUUUCAUUUAAUCGUUAAAGUACUGUAACACUGAUCGGAACAAAGGUUUUUGACUUUCAAGUUGAGUGUGUUUGUGCAUGGAUAUUUGUUAUUUCAGCCUUUUUAAAGUUUUAAAGUGCAGUAUUGGCACUUGACUGAUAAGAUAUGUUAUUAUCUUAGCGUCAGUUUUUCUGGACUGGGCUGAAUGUACUUCUCUGUCUUCAGUGCAUUAAUUUGCAUUAAAUCACAGAGAGUAAACUUACAGCAAGGACAGCGCUUUAAGGCCCCGAGUCCUCCCUGACGUUUCACAGCCUGCUACCGCGGCAUUAGUCAUGCUUGUUCGGAGGUUUAAUGCUUUUUAGCUCAGUACAAUGGAGGCUAGUGUUAUUAAACCCCAGAGGGCAACGCAUGUCAUGUUUGAGUUCUUCUACCAGUCUGUGAUCCAGUAAUUCAAGGCCGGAUGGUGUAUUAGACAGUGCCGUGUAUGGAAAAAAAGAUGUCCUGGGUCCAUAUGUGUUGAAAUACAGUUUUCUUUUUGUAUUAAACUUAUCUUAAUCAUACACUAUGUGAAAGGUUAUUUUUAUAGAGACACUUUUUUUGUGACGAAAUGAUUGUAAAUACUGUAAAUACAAUCGAGAUAAUAAAAAGAAAAGACUUCAGUACAAAA